CUUACGCCAAACAGCUAAAACAGCGACUAUGCCGUCAGUUUUCGACCAACGACGAUAGGAACAAGUUGGAGAGCUAUGGCUCUGGCACGUUUCACGUGGACGAUCGCAGCGCUGCUUCUUCUCGUGGUUUCAACUCACUCGGAACUUAAUCCAUUUCUCAUCGGUGGAGCACCGGCUUCGCUGGGAGCAUACCCAGCAACGGUUGGCAUCAAUAUUGGCCAGCCGCAAACCUUAUUCUGCGGUGGAACAAUCCUGAACACAAAUCACGUCCUUACCGCCGGGAGCUGUGUCCUGGACGCACAAAACAACCUCCGCCCGGCGAAUCACUUCAUCAUUCGUAGUGGCGUUGUGGUGAUUGAUGCCGCUGCACCUGCCACCGCUGUGGAUCGGGUUUUCGUGCAUCAGCUAUACAAUCCGUUCACCUUUGAAAAUGAUAUUGCCGUUCUGCGGAUCGUAGGUCAGUUUCAAUUCCCACAGGUUGGCACACCGAAUAUUGCCCCGGCGGAACUGCAGGAUCGAAUCGUACCGGAGAACUACGUAUGUCAGAUCGUGGGUUGGAACUGGCAGGCAACGGGAGUUAGUCAUGCCUUGCAGCAGCUGGAUGUGUUCGUACAUCAACGGGAAGAUUGUAACACCUUGUUCAACGGAAUGAUCCAGAACUCGAUGCUUUGCGUUAGAACUACCAACGCAAAUCAGGCCCUUUGUCUGCCGAACCGUGGCGGUGGUUUGCUCUGUAACGGGCGACUGACGGCUGUGGUGUCAUUUGGGUUAGGGUGUGGUACUAACACUACGACUACGGCAUCGGUUCUCACGCAGGUUCGCUACUAUCAGCCCUGGAUUCAGCAGCAGUUUGUACGGAAUGAUAAUCCGCCACCCGGAACGACUCCGAUGCCGGGUAGAGGUGGAUCUGCCACAGUAUUGGUGUCGAUAGGCGCCAUCUUGUUUGCAGUGUUUUCGACGACAAUAAUGCGAUGAAUAUCGGGGAUCCCAAAUAGAAUUUGUUAUUUAGUAGCAACCAAUAUAUUUACUCAUAGUGUUUAUGGUGUACAAUUCUUUUUGGAAUUAAAAUUUAU
Messenger RNA from Topomyia yanbarensis, 1073 nucleotides. Its product is annotated as trypsin-2-like. Gene Ontology annotation, molecular function: serine-type endopeptidase activity. The record is from RefSeq and is a predicted model, not a curated record. The coding region runs from base 76 to 975 and encodes 299 amino acids. Gene Ontology annotation, biological process: proteolysis. NCBI's taxonomy places the organism in Eukaryota, Metazoa, Arthropoda, Insecta, Diptera, Culicidae. The transcript is spliced from 3 exons.